Molecule: messenger RNA, 1611 nt
Organism: Fraxinus pennsylvanica
Lineage: Eukaryota; Viridiplantae; Streptophyta; Magnoliopsida; Lamiales; Oleaceae
Source: the annotation of a GenBank genome assembly
AUGGAAGGGUGCAAGAAAAGGGUGUGUACAUGGUGGAACACGUCAUCAUCUUCAAUAAGGCUGUUGGGGUUUAUGGUGCCAUUAAUUGCGGCGUCGCUGCUGGUGGUUUUUGGCGGUUCUGGGUCCUCCGCUGGUGGUCAACCGGUUCUGGAGAAUUCUAGCAACGGAGGUAAUGAUUCUGUAGCGAAUCCAAUGUACGGAGGAGAGCGCUGGGAUUUGCGGCGGAGAGUGGGUGACGGUGGAGAAAAAGAGGAAGCGUAUUCAGAUGACUACGUUCCAAACCAGCAUGUUGCGUCACCACUGGCAGUUGAAGAGAGAGAAAGUACUGCUCAAGAACAAUCCGUAGAGAAAGGAGAGAGUCCAAAAACUUCACCUAAUGGAUCCCGCUCCUCACCAAUUUCUAAUGAAACUGAUGCUCGGCCAUUAAAUUCGAGAAUAAUAAGAAAAUUCAGCAAUUUAGAGAGGCUUGAGGCCAAACUUCAGCAAGCUCGAACUGCUAUUAGAGAUGCGCAUAUGCGAAAUCAAAGUCAGGAUCCGGACUAUGUUCCAGACGGUCCAAUGUACAGGAGUCCGAAAGCCUUUCACAGGAGUUACUUGGAAAUGGAAAAGCACUUCAAGGUAUUUGUGUAUGAAGAAGGAGAGCACCCAAUUUUUCACAAUGGUCCUUGCGGAAGCAUAUACUCCACGGAGGGAGGUUUUAUUUAUCGCUUGGAGAUCUCCAAGUUUAGGACGAGGGAUCCUGAAAACGCGCACAUUUUCUUCCUCCCGUUUAGUGUCGCAUCCAUAGUUCACUUUAUUUAUGAUAGAGGUGCUCCUGAUCAUUGGCGUCCAAUGAAACAAACAGUCAGUGACUACGUUCAUCUUCUAGCUGGGAAAUAUCCCUAUUGGAAUCGUAGCCUUGGAGCCGAUCAUUUCAUGCUUGCUUGCCACGAUUGGGGGCCAGAACUUUCUAAGUCCGUUCUAGAGCUAUUUAAGAACUCGAUUCGAGCAUUAUGCAAUGCAAAUACCUCAGAAGGAUUUGACCCCUCAAAAGACGUGUCAAUUCCAGAGAUUAAUCUACGAGGUGGUAGAAUGAAUGGCUUGAUUGGGGGUCCGUCCCCAUCAAGACGACCAAUUUUGGUUUUCUAUGCUGGAGGAGUUCACGGCCCUAUUAGGCCGAUUCUUCUAGAGCACUGGGAGAACAAAGAUGAAGAUGUUCAGAUUCAUAGGUACCUACCAAAGAGUGUGUCAUACUCGCAAAUUAUGAGAAAAAGCAAGUACUGUAUCUGUCCUAGUGGUUAUGAAGUAGCCAGCCCAAGAAUGGUCGAGGCUCUAUAUAAUGGUUGCGUUCCCCUGAUUAUUAAAGAUCAUUACGUUGCUCCAUUCAGUGAUGUCUUGAACUGGAAAUCAUUUGCUGUUGAAAUUCCAGUGGAGGAGAUUCCAAACCUGAAGAAAAUUCUGACUGGAAUUUCUACAAGACAGUAUAUAAGAAUGCAAAGACGAGGAAUACAAGUGAGAAGACAUUUCGAGUUUAAUUCGCCUCCCAGACGAUACGACGUUUUUCACAUGAUACUUCAUUCCAUCUGGCUCAGAAGACUCAAUAUUCGACUGCAUGGUGUGAAGCACUCUUGA